Messenger RNA from Leptinotarsa decemlineata (Colorado potato beetle), 817 nucleotides. RefSeq names its product UPF0598 protein CG30010. Lineage: Eukaryota; Metazoa; Arthropoda; Insecta; Coleoptera; Chrysomelidae. The record is from RefSeq and is a predicted model, not a curated record.
UACGGUUGUAUGACACCUAUAAAAUUGGUGUGGCAGCCCUGCUGGGUGCUAACAGAGGUUCAAAGUCCUAAGUUUUCGAAAAUCUAAAAACAAUGCUCGGCCACUAUAAAUACAUCAUUCGAACAAUAGGCGUUCGAUACCUACAAAAUGUUUCUUAUAUUCAGGGACAAGAACCGGAACCCAAAAUUAGGGAAUACUUCUACUACAUAGACCACCAAGGAAUGUUGUUUUUAGAUGAUGCCAGAAUGAAGAAUUUCACGUCUUGCUUCAAAGACAAGAAUUUUUUACGGUUUUUCUUCAAUCAACUUAAACCAAACAACACCAACCGAUACAAAGAGUUUCCAUUUUUAUCACUGUGUGGACGAGAAAGAAACUUUGUACGCUGCGAUGACUGUCCUAUAGUUUUCACACAAGUUUUGCGAAAUCUUGCUAUUGGAAGUGAAGAAACUCGUCUGUCUUACAAUCAUGCUGGAGAUUUUCUAACAAUGAAAUUUCAACCAGAUAAGGUUAUCAUGUUGCCGGAAACGGGUAGGGUGUAUCAUCCAGCUCCUGAAAGAGUCGGAUCUAUUGGCUUGGUGGGGUACAAGUUGGCUAUCGACUUCAGCAAGCUUUUCAGAUUUGAAAACGGAGAGUCUAACCCCCCUACUCAUUUUACAUUUGAUGGUGUCACUUACGAUUUGGAUUUGGACUGGUACAAAAUGAAAGGCAAAGGAAAAAUGUAAAUGUUAGUUGUAUUUGUAAAUAUAAAGUGCUAAUGUAAAUAUUUCAAAUAUGAAUAAGUCGAAGAAUAAAGCUCUACAAUUAUUGCAAUGUCUAA